Molecule: messenger RNA, 1691 nt
Organism: Pantherophis guttatus
Lineage: Eukaryota; Metazoa; Chordata; Lepidosauria; Squamata; Colubridae
Product: claudin-16-like
Cellular component (GO): membrane; bicellular tight junction
Molecular function (GO): structural molecule activity
Source: RefSeq, a predicted model, not a curated record
UCCUUUUUUCGUGCCAGUCUUUUGGAGAUGCCAGCGUCCACCUUGCUGCUCCUUGACCCAUAAGCGUUUUUAUUGCCAGAAAUCUCGCCGUCCCCCCGUUCAACCUCAAAGCCGGACGGACAUAAAAAAGGAACAUUGAACCCCCAUCCGAAUCAUUUUCGAUCACGAGAGCGGGGAGUGGAUUUCUGAAAUAAAGGCUGAUUUUUUUUUUUUCAUCCCGUUUUCCCAGCCCAAAUCUUACCCCCGAUUCCAUAAAAUAUUGCAUUUGAUUGACCCCAAAUUUUGGGGGGGUACCAUCUCCAGAUAGCUUCGCUUUUUACAAACCGGAGCGGCUUCUCGGACCGUCCGUCCAUCCGUUUGUCCAGUUCUGCAAAAUGGCGGCCGCUUUACAACUGGUGUGUUUCUUUGUGGCUCUGCUCUCCACCGUGUUUCUGGGCGCAGCGACGUGGUCGGAUUGCUGGAUCGUGAACGCCGAUGAUAGCUUGGAGGUCAGCCACAAGUGCCAAGGGCUCUGGAGGAAAUGCGUCACUAACGUCCAAGACGGCAUUAAGACCUGUGACCAGUACGAUUCCAUUUUGGCCGAACAUCCCAUGAAAAUUGUGGUGACGAGGGCUUUGUUGAUCACUUCCGACAUGCUUUCGGGCUGCGGCCUGGUACUUUUGGUGGGAGGUCUCGACUGCAUCAAAAUCUUCCUGGGUGAGCCGGAGACGAAACGGAAGAUGCAUUCUGCGGCUGGAUUGGCACUCGGGACCGGAGGUGUGCUGGGGUUGGUGGGCUCCCUGUGGUACGCCAUCAACGCCUACAUGGAAAGGGCCGCCCACGUGCCCCACAACGUCUUUUUGGACGUCCACCAAGACUUCGGGUGGUCUUGGUGGCUGGGAUUGAUCGGCUCGGCGGGAAACCUGGCGGCCUGCAUUAUCCUGUCGUGCUGCCUCCAUUGUUCCUCUCCAGGAGCUGACCUGGGCAGGAAGUCUCGAGGUGCCCCUCCAGCUUUGCAGAGAUCGACUUCCAAGAUGUACGCAGUGGCUUCCCGGGUCUGAAGUGGAAAAUGGCGUUCGGGGAUUCCCGUCUCUCACAUCGCAGAUUUUAGGGAGGCCACCAGGAGAUGCUUUAAAAGAGAAUAUGGUUAGGGUCCAUAUGGGUCCAUAGGGUCUGAAAAAACCCCAACAGCUUGCCUUCUUUUGAACCCGUUCAAUAGCAGGGCUAGUCCUCGUCUUACAACCGCCACCAUGCUUCCGUCGCUAAGCGAGACAUUUUUAAUUUUGCCCCAUGGUACAACAUUUUCUUGCCAUGGUCGUUAAACAAAUCACUGCAGCGGUUCAAGUUAGGAACAUGGCCGUUAAGCGAAACCAACUUCCCCGUUGACUUUGUUCAUCCGAAGGUCGCAAAAAGGGGAUCACCGGUCGGCAAGCGUCUGGAUUUUGAACCACGUCGUGAUGCUACGAUGGUCGAAAGUGGGGAAAACCGGUCGUAAGUCCUUUUUAUCCGUGCCGUUGUAACUUGGAAGGAAUCGUCGUAAGUCGAGGACUGUCUGUUCCUUCUUAUUGUUUUCUCUCUUUCCUCAUCCUCCCAUCCGAAGGAUGGAAGAAGCAGAUAUCCGUCGUUAAAGAAGGACUCUGUCUUAGACUUCGGGGGAAUGUCAGUGGACGGAAAGAAAAAGAAUAAAAAAAAAAAAUGAUUUGAUUUUUUAA